This is a messenger RNA of Erinaceus europaeus (western European hedgehog), 8481 nucleotides long. RefSeq names its product filamin B (gene FLNB). Lineage: Eukaryota; Metazoa; Chordata; Mammalia; Eulipotyphla; Erinaceidae. The record is from RefSeq and is a predicted model, not a curated record. Gene Ontology annotation, molecular function: actin filament binding. Gene Ontology annotation, biological process: actin cytoskeleton organization. The transcript has 47 exons. Bases 151 to 8052 code for a protein of 2633 amino acids.
GCGACCGCAGAGCAGCUCCGGCCGCGGUUCUGUUAGCAGCGAGUUCGAUCCCCGCUCCCCGUGCGCUUUGGUUCUCGCUCCCCGGCGCUUGGGCCUCCCAUCUCAGCCAGAUCCCGGCAGUUCGCUGCGCAUCGCCUCUCCGCCGCCAGGAUGCCGGUCACCGAGAAGGACCUGGCGGAGGACGCCCCGUGGAAGAAGAUUCAGCAGAACACAUUCACGCGCUGGUGCAACGAGCACCUCAAGUGCGUGAACAAGCGUAUCGGGAACCUGCAGACCGACCUGAGCGACGGGCUGCGGCUCAUUGCGCUGCUGGAGGUGCUCAGCCAGAAGCGCAUGUACCGCAAGUACCACCAGCGGCCCACCUUCCGCCAGAUGCAGCUCGAGAAUGUGUCGGUGGCACUCGAGUUCUUGGACCGCGAGAGCAUUAAGCUCGUGUCCAUCGAUAGCAAAGCCAUUGUGGAUGGGAACCUGAAGCUCAUCUUGGGCCUGGUGUGGACCCUGAUCCUCCAUUACUCCAUCUCCAUGCCUGUGUGGGAGGAUGAAGGGGAUGAUGAUGCCAAGAAGCAGACGCCGAAACAGAGGUUGUUGGGGUGGAUCCAGAACAAGAUCCCCUAUUUGCCUAUCACCAACUUUAACCAGAACUGGCAAGAUGGCAAAGCUCUGGGGGCCCUGGUGGACAGCUGUGCUCCGGGCUUGUGCCCAGACUGGGAAUCCUGGGAUCCUCAGAAGCCUGUGGAUAAUGCACGAGAAGCCAUGCAGCAGGCAGAUGACUGGCUGGGUGUCCCACAGGUCAUCACUCCUGAAGAGAUUAUUCACCCAGAUGUGGAUGAGCACUCAGUGAUGACUUACCUGUCCCAGUUCCCUAAAGCCAAGCUCAAACCUGGGGCUCCUCUUAAACCCAAACUCAACCCGAAAAAGGCCAGGGCUUAUGGUAGAGGUAUCGAGCCCACUGGAAACAUGGUAAAGCAGCCAGCCAAGUUCACUGUGGACACCAUCAGUGCUGGGCAAGGAGACGUGAUGGUGUUCAUUGAGGACCCAGAAGGGAACAAAGAGGGGGCACAGGUGACUCCGGACAGCGACAAGAAUAAGACAUACUCUGUGGAAUAUUUGCCCAAGGUGACCGGGCUGCACAAAGUCACAGUCCUCUUUGCUGGACAGCACAUCUCCAAGAGUCCAUUCGAAGUGAAUGUCGAUAAGGCCCAGGGUGAUGCUAGCAAAGUCACGGCAAAAGGCCCAGGCCUGGAGGCCUCAGGCAACAUUGCCAAUAAGCCCACUUACUUUGAUAUCUACACAGCAGGUGCAGGUGUGGGUGACAUUGGUGUGGAGGUAGAAGACCCCCAAGGCAAGAACACUGUGGAGUUGCUUGUGGAAGACAAGGGGAACCAGGUUUACCGUUGUGUGUACAAACCCAUGCAGCCUGGCCCUCAUGUGAUCAAGGUCUCCUUUGCUGGGGACACCAUUCCUAAGAGUCCUUUUAUUGUGCAGGUUGGAGAAGCCUGUAGUCCAAAUGCCUGCCGGGCUAGUGGCCGAGGCCUGCAACCCAAAGGCAUUCGCAUCCGGGAGACGGCUGACUUCAGAGUGGACACCAAAGCUGGUGGCAGUGGGGAGCUCAGUGUGACUGUCAAGGGUCCAAAGGGCCUGGAGGAGCUGGUGAAGCAGAAGGGCUUUCAGGAUGGAGUCUAUGCGUUUGAAUACUACCCCAGCACCCCCGGAAAAUACAGCAUUGCUAUUACAUGGGGGGGACACCACAUUCCAAAGAGCCCUUUUGAAGUUCAAGUGGGUCCUGAAGCAGGCAUGCAGAAAGUUCGAGCUUGGGGGCCUGGCCUCCAUGGCGGGAUUGUUGGACGAUCAGCCGACUUUGUAGUUGAGUCUGUUGGCUCUGAAGUGGGCUCUCUAGGGUUUGCCAUUGAAGGCCCCUCCCAAGCAAAGAUUGAGUAUGAUGACCAGAAUGACGGAUCUUGUGAUGUCAAGUACUGGCCCAAAGAGCCUGGUGAAUAUGCUGUUCACAUCAUGUGUGAUGACGAAGACAUCAAGGACAGUCCGUACAUGGCCUUUAUCCACCCGGCCUCCGGAGACUACAACCCAGACCUGGUCCAGGCUUAUGGGCCAGGUUUGGAGAAGUCUGGCUGCAUCGUCAACAACCUGGCUGAGUUUACUGUGGACCCUAAGGAUGCAGGAAAAGCUCCCUUAAAGAUAUUUGCUCAAGACGGGGAAGGUCAGCCCAUCGAUAUUCAGAUGAAGAGCCGGAUGGACGGCACAUACGCCUGUUCAUACACCCCAUUGAAGCCCAUCAAGCAUACCAUUGCUGUGGUCUGGGGUGGCGUGAACAUCCCUCAUAGCCCCUACAGGGUCAACAUUGGGCAGGGUAGCCAUCCCCAGAGGGUUAAAGUGUUUGGGCCAGGUGUGGAGAGAAGUGGACUGAAAGCAAAUGAGCCCACUCACUUCACAGUGGACUGCACUGAAGCUGGGGAAGGUGAUGUCAGUGUUGGCAUUAAAUGUGAUGCCCGGGUAUUAAGUGAGGAUGAAGAAGACGUGGAUUUUGACAUUAUUCACAACGCCAAUGACACGUUUACCGUCAAAUACGUGCCUCCCGCAGCUGGGCGGUACACCAUCAAGGUUCUCUUUGCAUCUGAGGAAAUCCCCGCCAGUCCUUUCAGAGUCAAAGUUGACCCUUCCCAUGAUGCCAGUAAAGUGAAGGCAGAAGGCCCAGGACUCAGCAGAGCAGGUGUGGAAAACGGGAAACCAACCCACUUCACUGUCUAUACCAAAGGGGCUGGGAAAGCCCCACUCAAUGUGCAGUUUAGCAGCCCCCUUCCUGGCGAUGCAGUGAAGGAUUUGGACAUCAUCGACAACUAUGACUACUCCCACACCGUUAAAUAUACACCCACACAGCAGGGCAAUAUGCAGGUACUGGUGAUGUAUGGUGGUGAUCCUGUCCCUAAAAGCCCUUUUACUGUGGGUGUUGCUGCUCCACUGGAUCUGAGCAAGAUAAAAAUCAGUGGACUAGAAAAUAGAGUUGAGGUUGGGAAGGAUCAGGAAUUUGCCAUCGACACCAAUGGGGCCGGUGGCCAGGGGAAGCUGGACGUGACCAUUCUGAGCCCCUCCAGGAAGGUGGUGCCAUGCUUGGUCUCACCCACAGCAGGCCGGGAGAGCAGCACAGCCAAAUUCAUCCCUCGGGAAGAGGGGGUUUAUGCUGUGGACGUGACCUACGAUGGGCACCCUGUGCCCGGGAGCCCUUAUGCCGUGGAGGCCUCACUGCCACCUGAUCCCACCAAGGUCAAGGCCCACGGUCCUGGACUUGCAGGUGGCAUUGUGGGCAAGCCUGCUGAGUUCACCAUCGAUACCAAAGGAGCAGGAACCGGAGGCCUGGGCUUGACUGUGGAGGGGCCGUGUGAGGCCAAGAUCGAGUGCUCAGACAAUGGUGAUGGGACCUGCUCCGUCUCUUACCUUCCCACCAAACCUGGGGAGUACUUUGUCAACAUUCUGUUUGAGGAGGUUCACAUCCCUGGCUCUCCUUUUAAAGCAGAUAUUGAAAUGCCCUUUGACCCCUCGAAAGUUGUGGCAUCCGGACCAGGCCUGGAGGGAGGGAAAGUGGGGGAAGCCGGGUUGCUCAGUGUGGACUGUUCAGAGGCGGGGCCUGGGGUGCUGGGCCUGGAAGCUGUCUCAGACUCUGGAGCCAAAGCUGAAGUCUGCAUUGAGAACAACAAAGAUGGCACCUAUGUGGUCACCUACAUGCCCCUGACUGCUGGAAUGUACACGUUGACCAUGAAGUAUGGUGGCCAGCUAGUGCCACACUUCCCCACCCGUGUCAAGGUGGAGCCCGCUGUGGACACCAGCAGGGUCAAAGUCUUCGGGCCAGGAAUAGAAGGGAAAGAUGUGUUCCGCGAAGCCACCACUGACUUCACAGUUGACUCCCGACCCCUGACUCAGGUUGGGGGUGACCACAUCAAGGCCCACAUCGCCAACCCCUCGGGGGCCUCUACUGAGUGCUUUGUCAAGGACAAUGCGGAUGGCACCUACCAGGUGGAGUACACACCCUUUGAGAAAGGUGUUCAUGUAGUGGAGGUAACAUAUGAUGAUGUGCCCGUCCUGAACAGUCCCUUCAAAGUGGCUGUGACUGAGGGUUGUCAGCCAUCUCGGGUUCAAGCGCAGGGACCUGGACUAAAAGAAGCCUUUACCCACAAGCCUAAUGUCUUCACUGUGGUGACCAGAGGGGCCGGAAUUGGUGGGCUUGGCAUAACUGUGGAAGGUCCCUCAGAGUCCAAGAUAAACUGCAGAGACAACAAAGAUGGCAGCUGCAGCGCUGAGUACAUCCCCUUUGCUCCAGGCGAUUAUGACGUGAAUAUCACCUAUGGAGGAGCCCACAUCCCAGGCAGCCCCUUCAGGGUUCCUGUGAAGGAUGUUGUGGAUCCCAGCAAGGUCAAGAUCAAUGGUCCUGGCGUGGGCUCAGGCGUCCGAGCCCAUGUCCCCCAAUUCUUCACCGUGGAUAGUAGCAAAGCUGGCCUGGCCCCACUGGAAGUGAGGGUUGUAGGCCCCCGAGCUGAUGAGACGGAUUCCCAGUCAUGGCGCAGCCCCUCGAAUGAGAGUUCAGAGUUCUUUAAAGGGGACCCGAAGGGUGACUUUAUGGAGACAGGCCUGGUGGAGCCAGUAAAUGUGGUGGACAAUGGGGAUGGCACAUACACAGUGACCUACACUCCUUCCCAGGAGGGGCCUUACAUGGUCUCAGUUAAAUAUGCAGAUGAAGAGAUUCCUCGGAGCCCCUUCAAGGUCAAGGUCCUUCCUACAUAUGAUGCCAGUAAAGUGACCGCCAGUGGCCCUGGCCUCAGUUCCUACGGUGUCCCUGCCAGUCUGCCUGUGGAGUUUGCUAUCGAUGCCAGAGAUGCUGGGGAAGGCCUGCUCGCUGUUCAGAUAACGGACCAAGAAGGAAAACCGAAAAGAGCCAUCAUUCAUGACAACAAAGAUGGCACAUACGCUGUCACCUACAUCCCUGACAAGACUGGACGCUAUAUGAUUGGGGUCACUUAUGGGGGAGAUGACAUUCCAUUAUCUCCCUACCGUAUCCGGGCCACACAGACAGGAGAUGCCAGCAAGUGCCUGGCAACAGGUCCUGGAAUCGCCUCCACUGUGAAAACUGGUGAGGAAGUGGGCUUUGUGGUUGAUGCCAAGACUGCUGGAAAGGGGAAGGUCACCUGCACUGUCCUGACCCCUGAUGGCACCGAAGCAGAGGCCGAUGUUAUCGAAAAUGAGGAUGGCACCUACGACAUUUUCUACACAGCUGCCAAGCCAGGCACCUACGUCAUCUACGUGCGCUUUGGUGGCGUUGACAUUCCCAACAGCCCCUUUACUGUCAUGGCCACGGAUGGGGAAGUCACGGCGGUGGAGGAGACGCCGGUAAAUGCAUGUGCCCCUGGAUUCAGGCCCUGGGUAACUGAAGAGGCCUAUGUCCCAGUGAGUGACAUGAAUGGCUUGGGAUUUAAACCCUUUGACUUGGUUAUUCCAUUCGCAGUCAGGAAAGGAGAAAUCACUGGUGAGGUUCACAUGCCUUCAGGGAAGACCGCUACGCCUGAGAUUGUGGACAACAAGGAUGGCACAGUGACUGUGAGAUAUGCCCCCACUGAAGUCGGACUCCAUGAAAUGCACAUCAAGUACAUGGGCAGUCACAUCCCCGAGAGUCCGCUCCAGUUCUACGUUAACUACCCCAACAGUGGCAGCGUUUCUGCAUAUGGUCCAGGCCUGGUGUAUGGAGUGGCCAACAAAACUGCCACCUUCACCAUCGUCACAGAGGAUGCAGGAGAAGGUGGCCUUGACUUGGCUAUUGAGGGUCCCUCAAAAGCUGAAAUCAGCUGCAUUGACAACAAAGAUGGGACCUGUACAGUGACCUACCUGCCCACCCUGCCUGGCGACUACAGCAUCCUGGUCAAGUACAACGACAAGCACAUUCCCGGAAGCCCCUUCACUGCCAAGAUCACAGAUGAUAGUAGACGCUGCUCCCAGGUGAAACUGGGCUCGGCUGCCGACUUCCUGCUUGAUAUCAGUGAGACCGACCUCAGCACCCUGACAGCCAGCAUCAAGGCCCCCUCAGGCCGAGAUGAGCCCUGUCUCCUGAAGAGGCUGCCCAAUAAUCAUAUCGGCAUCUCCUUCAUCCCCCGUGAGGUGGGUGAGCAUCUGGUCAGCAUUAAGAAGAACGGCAACCAUGUGGCAAACAGCCCCGUGUCCAUCAUGGUGGUGCAGUCUGAGAUUGGGGAUGCCCGCAGAGCCAAAGUCUAUGGUCGUGGCCUGUCAGAAGGCCGGACAUUUGAGAUGUCGGACUUCAUUGUGGACACAAGGGAUGCAGGUUACGGUGGCAUAUCCUUGGCAGUGGAAGGCCCCAGCAAGGUGGACAUCCAGACGGAGGACCUGGAAGACGGCACCUGCAAGGUCUCCUACUUCCCCACCGUGCCUGGCAUCUACAUCGUCUCCACCAAAUUUGCCGACGAGCACGUGCCUGGGAGUCCAUUUACUGUGAAGAUCAGUGGAGAGGGAAGAGUCAAGGAAAGCAUCACCCGUACCAGCCGGGCUCCCUCCGUGGCCACUGUGGGCAGCAUCUGCGAUCUGAACCUAAAGAUCCCAGAAAUUGACAGCAGUGAUAUGUCAGCUCAUGUUACCAGCCCCUCCGGCCGUGUGACUGAGGCAGAAAUUGUGCCCGUGGGAAAGAGCUCGCACUGUGUCCGGUUCGUGCCUCAGGAAAUGGGUGUCCAUACGGUCAGUGUCAAGUACCGUGGCCAGCACGUCACUGGCAGCCCCUUCCAGUUCACCGUGGGACCGCUUGGCGAGGGGGGUGCCCACAAAGUGCGGGCAGGAGGCCCUGGCCUGGAGCGGGGAGAAGCAGGAGUCCCAGCUGAGUUCAGCAUCUGGACCCGUGAGGCAGGUGCAGGUGGCCUCUCCAUCGCCGUGGAAGGCCCCAGCAAGGCUGAGAUCACAUUUGAUGACCACAAGAAUGGGUCCUGCGGUGUGUCUUACAUUGCCCAGGAGCCUGGAAACUAUGAAGUGUCCAUCAAGUUCAACGAUGAGCACAUCCCCGAAAGCCCCUACCUGGUUCCUAUCAUUGCGCCCUCCGAUGAUGCCCGCCGCCUCACUGUUAUGAGCCUUCAGGAGUCGGGAUUAAAAGUUAACCAGCCAGCCUCCUUUGCUAUAAGGUUGAAUGGGGCAAAAGGCAAGAUUGAUGCAAAGGUGCACAGUCCUUCUGGAGCUGUGGAGGAAUGCCACGUGUCGGAACUGGAGCCAGACAAGUAUGCUGUUCGAUUCAUCCCACAUGAAAACGGUGUCCACACUAUUGAUGUCAAGUUCAACGGGAGCCAUGUGGUGGGCAGCCCCUUCAAAGUGCGUGUAGGAGAGCCUGGGCAGGCAGGGAACCCCGCCCUGGUGUCUGCCUACGGCUCAGGGCUUGAAGGAGGAACCACAGGUAUCCAGUCUGAAUUUUUCAUCAACACCACCCGAGCAGGGCCAGGGACAUUAUCUGUCACCAUCGAAGGUCCAUCCAAAGUGAAGAUGGAUUGCCAGGAGACCCCUGAGGGGUACAAAGUCAUGUACACCCCCAUGGCUCCUGGAAACUACUUGAUCGGGGUCAAAUAUGGUGGACCCAGCCACAUUGUGGGCAGCCCUUUCAAGGCCAAGGUGACAGGUCAGCGUCUGGUUAGCCCUGGUUUGGCCAACGAGACCUCCUCCAUUUUAGUGGAGUCAGUGACCAGAUCCUCAACAGAAACCUGCUACAGUGCCAUCCCCAAGGCCUCCUCCGAUGCCAGCAAGGUGACCUCCAAGGGUGCAGGGCUGUCCAAGGCCUUUAUGGGCCAGAAGAGCUCCUUCCUGGUGGACUGCAGCAAAGCUGGUUCCAACAUGCUUCUGAUUGGGGUGCAUGGACCCACCACACCCUGUGAGGAGGUCUCCAUGAAGCAUGUGGGCAACCAGCAGUACAACGUCACCUACGUCGUCAAGGAGAGGGGGGACUACGUCCUGGCUGUGAAGUGGGGUGAGGAGCACAUCCCCGGCAGCCCCUUCCACGUCACAGUGCCUUAAACACAGUUCCCAUCAGCCCCCCUCACCCGGGAGGAGCUCUCUGGUGGUUGCUUGCGUUGCUUGUUGUAACUUGUUUUUGUACAAAGUCCUCCAUCUACUUGUGGAUCUGAAACCCCAUCCUGAAAACAUUGCCAUUCUCACUUCCCUCAAAAUGAUGUCCUAGACUUGAUUCUCUAGGGACGAGGUGGGGGACUCUCAAGAAACUCAAACUCUUUGAAUGGGCUGAGAAGAUUCCGUGCACACCCAGUUCAUUGGACCCCUCGCAGCCUGGCUCAGCUCUCUGCUGACAGACCAAGAGUAUGGCCAAAUUUGACUUUAAAAAAUGAAAUUGGCUAUCAGAUUUGUGGAAAUAAAUAAAAUACAACUAAAACAAGAUGGGGGGGCCUGGGAGAAAGAGGAGAUUGUCAUUUAAAAAAUGACUUAAAACCA